Punctularia strigosozonata HHB-11173 SS5 is the source of this 552-nucleotide messenger RNA. Its product is annotated as ubiquitin-like modifier 1. Gene Ontology annotation, biological process: protein urmylation; tRNA thio-modification. Lineage: Eukaryota; Fungi; Basidiomycota; Agaricomycetes; Corticiales; Punctulariaceae. Gene Ontology annotation, molecular function: protein tag activity. The record is from RefSeq and is a predicted model, not a curated record. The transcript is spliced from 3 exons. The coding region runs from base 1 to 363 and encodes 120 amino acids. Gene Ontology annotation, cellular component: cytoplasm; nucleus.
AUGUCUACUAUCUCUGUCAAGGUCGUGUUUGGCGGGGGCCUCGAGCAGUUGUUCUCCAAUGAAAAGACUCAUGGCAUCUCAUUGCCAAGUCAGAUCCCGGUAACAUGGGAUCCGUCUCAAGUUAUCAAAAUAUCGGGAACACAAAGCGAAGAGAAGAGGCCUGUGAACAUCACUUACCUCAUACACUGGUUGAAAGAACAUCUGUUGAAGGAGCGAUCGGAACUGUUCGAAGAAGGGGGUACAGUACGACCCGGCAUACUGGUUCUCGUUAACGAUACGGACUGGGAGCUUGAGGGGGAAGGAGACUACGAACUCAAGGACAACGAUGAGAUCGUGUUCAUCAGUACAUUGCACGGCGGUUGAGGUCACGUCUACCGCGGGAAAGCCUGUGUUCAAGAUUGAUCCCUUGUAAACAUUGCUCGGUGGAACUAUGAGUCUUGAUCACCUUUGGAUUUUCUAUGUACGCUCAUUGGGAUGUACUCGCUUCGACUAAGCAACGUAUGUUUCGGUUGCAUCCGGAGAGUCAAUGCACUGCUGUCAUAUUCAGCCCGG